UUUGGGUCAGACGUAAACUGUAAAUAAUUCACGUGUUGAUGAAAUACUAGAAUAAUUGCUGCAAGAAUCUUGAUACAUAGUUUGUGUUCGGUUUGUAUUGAUUUAUGCAGAAAAAUACAACCUAGAGGGAAACACGCCAAUAGUAUAAAGACGUAGUUACCCUGUAUCUGUUUUCCAAAAAGUCUACAUCUGGAACAGCAAUGGAGAAACCAAGUGGGUUUGAUUUUUGGAAGACCAAGUUGAAGUCUGCAAAAUAUGUUGUUGCUCCAAUGGUAGAUCAAAGUGAAUUACCAUGGCGGAUGUUGAGUAGAAGAUACGGUGCAGAACUGUGCUAUACGCCAAUGUUUCAUGCUGCUUUAUUUAGUAAAGAUACUAUCUAUAGAAAUGAAUCAUUCAAGAUAUGUGAAGAAGAUCAUCCUUUAAUUGUGCAGUUUUGUGCUAAUGAUCCAGAAAUUUUACUGAAAGCAGCUAGAUUGGCAGAACCGUAUUGUGAAGCAAUUGACAUCAAUUUAGGAUGUCCACAAAGUAUUGCCAAAAAAGGACAUUAUGGUGCCUUUUUACAAGAUGAAUGGGAACUCCUUGAAAAAAUGGUAAGUCUAUGUAAUAGGGAGUUAAAGGUACCUAUAACAUGUAAAAUAAGAAGAUUUGACAGUGUUGAUAAAACUGUGGAAUAUGCCAAGAUGUUAGAAAAGGCAGGCUGCCAGUUAUUAACAGUACAUGGCAGAACAAGAGAACAGAAGGGUCCAUUAACUGGUCUAGCAGAUUGGUCUUAUAUAAAAGCUGUUAAAGAAAAUGUAAAGAUUCCAGUAUUUGCUAAUGGAAAUAUACAAUAUUUAUCAGAUGUAGAUAAUUGUAUAAAAGAAACUAAUGUGGAAGGAGUUAUGACCGCUGAGGGAAAUCUACAUAAUCCUGCAUUAUUUCGUGGUAUUAAUCCAUCUAUCUGGGAUAUGUCAUUGGAAUAUUUAGAUUUAGCUGAGAAAUAUCCUUGUGCCAUGUCAGCUGUAAGAGGUCAUGUAUUUAAAAUAUGUCACCAUGCAUUACAAGUACAUGUUGAUAUAAGAGAUGAAGUGGCUGCUGCUAGAAACGUGGAUGAAUUUAAAUUUUGGGUACACAAAUUAAAAGAAGCCUGUCAGACUGAUGUAGAAAAGUAUACAUUAAAUCCAGAAGAAUGGAAGAGUAAAUUACCAUUACCAUAUUGGAUAUGUCAACCCUACGUACGACCAGAUCCAGAAGCGGAAGUGAAUCCAGAAAAGAAAGCCGCAAGGGAGCGAAUGCAUUUAAAACGAACAGCUGAAAUAAAGAAUUUGCCUACUGAAGGGCUAUCAAAGAAGCGGUUGAAGAGAUUGCUGAAGAAUCCCAAUAAGAAAUUUGAUGCUGUACGCCAAGUUUAUGUGAUGUGCACCAAUUCCAGUAUUAAAUGUGGCAAUCCAAGAAAUAUGAAGUGCCCAUUUCAAUAUUGUAAACCGUGUUGUAUGGAGAAAACAAGAAAAGAAAUCCUUGAUUGUACAGGUCACAAUUUCCUGGUUAAAACAAAGGCUGAUAGGAGAAAAGCUUUAAGUGAAACUAAUGAAAAUACAAAUAGCACAGCAACCAAUGUAGAUGACACUGUGACUGGUAAUAGAUCAGCAUGUUUCACUAACAAUACAACUAAUAUAUUGCAUACAUCAGAUGAUACAGCCUUACAGAAAAAUAAUGAGUUUACCUAAUUCCAUGAAUAAUUCAUAUAGAUGAAUUUAAUUGUUGAUAAUUUUAUGCACGGUUUUUAGAGUAUAUUUUUUUUUAACUUUUAGAUCUAUUCUCAGGAAUUAUUUGGAUCAAAUUACUGUUGAUAGGAAGGCACUUUUUGAUAAUGAACAAAUAUGAAGUUAUGUGACAAAUAUAACAAAUUGUACCACUCUUUUAUUAACUCACAUUCUUUAUUAAGUGCAUACAUUAAACAGUGUAAUAAUUUAUACACCUAUACAGAAUUAAGACAAUUAUUUAAUCUUUUCACUCAUAAUUUGUUCAGUUUACUUCUUUCAAUUCUUCAGUAAACUGUUAUUGUGUAAUAUUCUUCAAUUAUUUUUUAUUAAUAAUAUAAUUUAACUUAAUGUAAUGUUCUUCAAUUAUCUGUUUUUCAUAACAUGCUA
Messenger RNA from Patella vulgata (common limpet), 2129 nucleotides. RefSeq names its product tRNA-dihydrouridine(16/17) synthase [NAD(P)(+)]-like. The transcript has 12 exons. Gene Ontology annotation, biological process: tRNA processing. The record is from RefSeq and is a predicted model, not a curated record. Lineage: Eukaryota; Metazoa; Mollusca; Gastropoda; Patellidae. Gene Ontology annotation, molecular function: flavin adenine dinucleotide binding; tRNA dihydrouridine synthase activity. Bases 201 to 1706 code for a protein of 501 amino acids.